AUGACGUGUCUUAAUCACUACAACAUUGGCGGGUUUGAAUUCUUGGCCUACACGACCAAACACCACGCACAGGGACUUCACCCUAAGCACUUCACGGGUGUGGAGAAGGCAGUAACACCUGCCAGUGAUCGGAAGUGGCCUUCCCCACAGACAGCAGUGACUCAAGUUAAUCGAGCCUACAGAGGCGGGCCUGGGAACCCCAGUUCACAGCCAAUCGGCCAGUCAGAAGUUCUGGAGGCCCAGGCUGUGACUGGCGUCUACAGUAAGAGAACAGAGCUGGCUGCUGGUGACUCCGUGGUCUUUGAGGAUGUGGCUGUGAACUUCACCCAGGAGGAGUGGGCUCUGCUGGAUCCUUCCCAGAAGAAGCUCUACAGAGAUGUGAUGCAGGAAACCUUCCGGAACCUGGCCUCUGUGGGAGAUAUAUGUGAAGACCAGAAGAUCAAAGAUGAGUACAAAAUCCAGAGGAGAAAUCUAAGAAGUCAUAUGGUACAGAGACUCUGUGAUAGUAAAGGUGGUCAGUCUGGAGAAACCCUCAACCAGAUUCCAAGUGUCAGUGUGACCAAGAAAACUUCUGGAGCAAAACCAUAUGAAUGUAGUGUGUGUGGAAAAGUCUUCAUGCUUCAUUCAUCCCUUACGAGGCACAUCCGCUCUCACCCUGGACAGGAAUUCUAUGGCUGUAAGUAUGGAGAUAAGCCUUACAAAUGUAAGGAGUGUGGGAACAUCUUCAGUUAUCUCAAAUCCUUUCAAAGACACGAACAAAAUCACACUGGAGAGAAACUCUACGAAUGUAAGGAAUGUGCAAAAGCUUUCAUUUCUCUGGAAAACUUUCGAAGACACAAGAUAACGCACACUGGAGACGGACCUUACAAGUGCAGGGACUGUGGGAAGGCAUUUAUUUUUCUCAGUGCAUUUCAAACGCAUGAGAGAACCCACACUGGAGAGAAACCUUAUGAGUGCAAGCAGUGUGGGAAAGCCUUCAGUUGUUCCAGUUAUGUUCAGAUACAUGAGCACACACACACAGGAAAGAGACCCUACGAGUGCAAGCAGUGUGGGAAAGCCUUCAUUUACCCCACAAGCUUUCAGGGACACAUGCGGAUGCACACCGGCGAGAAACCCUACAAGUGUGAGGAAUGUGGGAAAGCCUUUAGUCUUCGCAGUUCCUUUCAAAGACAUGAAAGAACUCACAGUGGAGAGAAGCUUUUUGCAUGUAAGCGUUGUGGGAAAGCCUUCACUCUGUCCACGUCCUUAAACAAACAUGUGAGGGUGCACAGGAGAUAG
Molecule: messenger RNA, 1278 nt
Organism: Sciurus carolinensis (gray squirrel)
Lineage: Eukaryota; Metazoa; Chordata; Mammalia; Rodentia; Sciuridae
Product: zinc finger protein 791-like
Exons: 5
Coding region: 1-1278 (425 amino acids)
Biological process (GO): regulation of transcription by RNA polymerase II
Cellular component (GO): nucleus
Molecular function (GO): DNA-binding transcription activator activity, RNA polymerase II-specific; RNA polymerase II cis-regulatory region sequence-specific DNA binding
Source: RefSeq, a predicted model, not a curated record